AAGGGAAUGCAAGCUGCAAAAACAUGCUUUUCCACUUUUCUUUUCUGUAGACACAUUUUUAUUCAUAUUUUAUUUUACAAGCAACCAACACCAAACACCAUCUUUUUAUUUAUUCUUUUAACCUGUACUUUUUACCACCUCAUUUACUCUCAAGCAGCCUCUUCUCCUUCACCCUACUUUGUAAUGCGUAUUCGCACGUUUAGCCUUGUCUUUGUGGCUGUCAUUGCCGCUGUGGUGGCUGGCAACCCCAUGCGCUCAUCAGUCAUUGGCAUUGCGCCCCUCCUUGCCAGUUCCGAGGCCGAGGUUAUUCCAGACAAAUACAUCGUUGUAUUCAAGGAUUCUGUCAGGCCUGGAAGAGCCUCCCUCCAGAGCCACUUUGCCUGGUUGACAAACAACAUUAACGAGGCCAAUGCCCGUGCCCCGGCCUACCGCGACGCCAACAAGAUCGAGCAUAUCUACCAGGACGCACUCGUGGGCUACUCUGGAAAGUUCGAGCCCGAGAUUCUCGACCGCAUCCGUCAGUCCAAUGAAGUCGCCUAUGUUGAGAAGGACUCUGUGGUGUAUGCUCUGGAAACCCAGAGCAACGCCCCCUGGGGUCUAGCGCGCAUCUCGCACCGCGAGCCCCUGGGCUUCCGCACCUUCAGCAAGUACGUGCAUGACCCUAAGGCCGGCGAGGGCAUCACUGUUUACGUUGUUGACACGGGUGUGAACAUUGACCAUGUUGAUUUCGGCGGCCGCGCCAGGUGGGGCAAGACUGUUCCACUGAAUGACGUGGACGAGGACAGGAAUGGCCAUGGCACUCACGUGGCUGGAACCAUUGCCGGCGGCCGCUACGGUGUGGCCAAGGGCGCCGAGGUGGUUGCCGUCAAGGUCCUGGGAUCCAACGGCUCCGGCUCCAUGCUCGAUGUCAUUUCCGGCGUCGACUUCACUGUCAAGGAGCACCUCAAGUCCGUUGCCGAGGCCCGGAAGCAGGGCAAGGCGCACCGCGGCAGUGUUGCCAAUAUGAGCUUGGGCGGUGGCUUCAGCCGCGCUCUCAAUGAGGCCGUCAACAAUGCUGUCGAGGGAGGCGUUCACUACGCUGUGGCUGCCGGAAACGACAACCGUGAUGCUUGCAGUUACUCCCCGGCUAGCGCCCCUAAGGCUAUCACUGUUGGUGCCACGAGCAUUACGGAUGAGCGCGCUUGGUUCUCGAACUUUGGUAAGUGCGUUGAUGUGUUUGCCCCCGGAAAGGACAUCUUGUCUACCUGGAUUGGUGGUAACCGCCAGACUAACACUAUUUCGGGAACGUCGAUGGCCAGCCCCCAUGUUGCCGGCUUGGCUGCAUACCUGCUGUCUCAGGAGAAGGGCAGCCUUACUGGUCAGGAGCUCAAGGCUAAGAUGCUUGAGCUGUCCACCAAAGAUAUCGUCCUGAACCCUGGAACUGGAAGCCCCAACGUGCUCAUCUACAACGACCCUCCCAAGAACUAAACACUUUUUUUUCUCAUUCAUUCAUUUUCUUUAUUUUAUCACACAUUUUCUGUGUUUAACAAGUAAAAUCAUCUCUGCUUGAGCUGAACAAAAAUAA
Kickxella alabastrina is the source of this 1564-nucleotide messenger RNA. RefSeq names its product peptidase S8/S53 domain-containing protein. Gene Ontology annotation, molecular function: serine-type endopeptidase activity. The transcript has a single exon. Lineage: Eukaryota; Fungi; Kickxellomycota; Kickxellomycetes; Kickxellales; Kickxellaceae. The record is from RefSeq and is a predicted model, not a curated record. Gene Ontology annotation, biological process: proteolysis. Bases 7 to 1467 code for a protein of 486 amino acids.